CGGCGGAUGUCGCCUAUGUGCUGAGGCUGUCAAGCUGCUGUCAUUGGCAAAGUGUGCAGCUGAUCGUUAUGUGGUGUGUGACGAUCCCUAUGAGAUCUGUGCUGUGUACAGGGGGCCGCUCAGUUGCCAGUUUAUUCCCUCUGUUUCAAAAGUUAUCGUAUUGUAACCAAGGAAGCAGAAAUGCCAGCACAGCCGCCCGAACAAGAACACUACGUCAUUUUGGACGCGCAUACUCUACUUCUCAUACAGUGGAUCCUACAGAGAUGAAGAAGUUUCAGACUUGGUCAGCAAAAUGGUGGGACGAGGAAGGAGUAUACUCUGCUCUCCAUGCCAUGAAUGAUAUUCGGGUCCCCUUUGUAAGAGAUAUUCUUAUGAGCAAGAGCCAUCAUCAUGAUGUUGGGUGCCCUCUGUCUGGUGUACAGAUCCUUGAUGUUGGCUGUGGUGGAGGACUUCUAUCUGAGCCACUUGGAAGACUAGGCGCUGCGGUUACAGGAAUUGACCCUCUCGAAGAUAACAUUACAACAGCAAUACUUCACAAGUCAGCUGAUCCUGUCUUAGACAAGCUUAUCCAGUACAAGCCUUGCACACUGGAAGAGGUUGAGGAGCAGAAUGUUGAAUGCUUUGAUGCUGUUGUGGCUUCAGAAGUCGUAGAACAUGUGAAUGAUCUUGAGUCCUUCAUCCAAAGCUGUUUUCAUGUACUUAAGCCAGGUGGUUCACUAUUUAUCACGACAAUUAAUAAAACCAAGAUAUCCUAUGCUCUUGGCAUAGUGCUAGCAGAGAAGGUCAUGUCCAUUGUCCCCGAAGGUACUCAUGACUGGGACAAGUUUAUCCCGCCCGAAGAGCUUGAAAGACUACUUGAAUCUAAUGGUUUUGUGGUAGAUACUCUGAGGGGAAUGCUGUACAAUCCCUUCAUGGGAUCCUGGAGUUGGUUUGAAGACACAAGCAUUAACUAUGCGGUUCAUGCAUUGAAGAACGUCCGCCAAGAACAGACAUCAGAUAUUGACAUUGAAAAAGAACAAGAUCUCUCUAAGGCAGCAGAAGCAUCUAUAUAAUGGAUUUUCCUGCUGCUU
Messenger RNA from Nanorana parkeri, 1070 nucleotides. RefSeq names its product ubiquinone biosynthesis O-methyltransferase, mitochondrial-like. Bases 69 to 1052 code for a protein of 327 amino acids. Gene Ontology annotation, molecular function: 2-methoxy-6-polyprenyl-1,4-benzoquinol methyltransferase activity. NCBI's taxonomy places the organism in Eukaryota, Metazoa, Chordata, Amphibia, Anura, Dicroglossidae. The transcript is spliced from 7 exons. The record is from RefSeq and is a predicted model, not a curated record. Gene Ontology annotation, biological process: ubiquinone biosynthetic process.